This is a messenger RNA of Salvelinus namaycush (lake trout), 2532 nucleotides long. Its product is annotated as ribonucleoprotein PTB-binding 1-like. NCBI's taxonomy places the organism in Eukaryota, Metazoa, Chordata, Actinopteri, Salmoniformes, Salmonidae. Gene Ontology annotation, molecular function: RNA binding. Bases 26 to 2167 code for a protein of 713 amino acids. The transcript has 14 exons. The record is from RefSeq and is a predicted model, not a curated record.
UUCAGAAAACUUCCAAGCAAAAGUGAUGGCGGCCGCGGCGUCCGUUAGCGCAGCUGCCAGAGAAGAAAAUCCAAAUGCAGGGCCCAAUUUCGCUAGCCGUCCACUUCACGAAAACUAUGACCCCGCUGUCGUACACGAGAAUUGGGUAUCCAGGGAUCCCGAACUCGAGCCCAGUGAUGGGGAUGCAUCAUCUGACAACGAGUGUCAGCGAAGGGUCGAUGAAGAGUUGACGACGCUUAGCCCUGAAGAGAUUGAGAGUCGCUUGGACAGAACUCGUCGAGAGUUUUACAAUCGCCGGAAAAUCAUAAUUAAAAACCUGCCAUCCGAUGUUAGCAAUCAGGAGGUUCAUGAGCUGUUGCGCAACUAUGACUUGAAGUACUGCUUUGUGGACAAAUACAAGGGAACAGCCUUCGUCACACUGCUCCAUGGGGAGCAGGCACAAUGUGCCAUCAAAGAGUUCCACCAGCACAUGAUGCGGGAGCGGGAGAUCUCUGUGCAGCUGCAGCCCACCGACGCGCUGCUGUGCAUCGCCAACCUGCCCCACGCUUUCUCCCAGCAGCAGUUUGAGGAGCUGGUGAGACCCUUCGGCAACCUGGAGCGCUGCUUCCUGGUCCACAGCGCCUCCACUGGCCACUCCAAGGGCUACGGCUUCGUGGAGUACAUGAAGAAGGACUCUGCGGCUAGGGCUAAGUCUGAGCUGCUGGGGAAGCAGCUGGGCUCAAGGAUGCUGUAUGUCCACUGGACUGAGGUGGGCUCCCUCACCUACCCCCUGCUGCACUCCAGGUGUCUCUGUGUGGACCGUCUGCCCCCCAGCCUGCUGACUGCCCAGGACCUCCGCAAUGCCCUAGCCGACACGCACGCACCCAUCUUCUGCCAGUUGGCUCAGGGCCAGGAUGACAGUUUCCGGCGGUUUGCCAUGUUGGAGUUCUCCUCAGCAGAGAUGGCUGAGCAGGUGCAGCGAGAGGCUGACGGCAGGGCGCUAGGUGGGACCCACAUCCGGGUCUCCUUCUGUGCCCCUGGACCCCCGGGAAGGAGCAUGCUGGCUGCCCUCAUCGCUGCCCAGACCAUGGCCCUGAACCGAGGGAAAGGUCUCCUCCCUGAGCCCACAGCCAUGCAGAUCCUCACAGGCCUCAGUAACCCUGCCACCCUCAAGAUGCUGCUCAACCCCCUACACCAGGGCAGGAAACAAGGUCUCCUUGGUGCUGCUCCCACCAUGCCGCUGCUGGCUAACCCUGCCCUCUCUGCUGCUCUGCUCCAGCUCCUCCUCCAGAACCAGGCCCAAGUUCAACAGGCAGGGCUGAUGGGGGACAACCUUCUGGCUGCUAUGCCUCUCCAGCAGGGAGUCCAUCUGCUGGGAGACCUGCCUCAAGGCGGUGUGGUUCCAUCCCUGGGCCUCCAGUCAGACCCUAUGGGCCCCAGAAACCCCCACUCUAUGGGUCGCCCCCUGGGCAGAGAGUCUCCCACCAGCUUCUCCCAGAACCCCUCCCCCACUCUCCACCCCCACCUGGGUGGAGUGAUGGGGGCAGAGGGGCCUACAGCACUUGGGGUGUCCAUACUAGGAUACCCUCCCAACGAUGUGAAUCUUCCCCAGAACCCCUUCAAUGUCCACAGCCUGUUCCCAUCCUCAGGCGCCAACUGCAGGCCCCACCCUUACAGGAAGAGACCAGCGCUAGGCAACUCAUCCAACCAGCGCACACAGAACAUCCACUGUAACUACAGGCUGCGCUACCAGGAGUCCUACACCCCAGACUACCCCCCAAUACACCAGGACCCUCUGGCCCAUCUGUAUGAACAGCAGGAGGCUCUGGACACUGGAGCUCUGGCAGGGUUCGGACAGCAGCGGUUUGGCCACCCUGGCUACAGUGAGCAGGCCUCCUCCCACUAUAGUUACCCCCCCAGCCCGCCCUCGUCUUCGUACUACAGCUCAGUGGCAACCGGCCCCGGCAGCCUCCCAUCCAGCCAUCUCAACAAGGCUGUGGGCAUGCCUCCGGUGAGCCACUCUAACACAUACCCAUCUGGUCUGGGGAUGAAGACUCCCGUUGGUGGUCACAAGCGUCUGAUCCCAUCUCCAGAGCCCAGCCCACAAGGGGGCUACGUGGGACAACACUCUCAGGGCCUGGGGGGCCACUAUGCUGACUCCUACCUGAAACGCAAGCGUAUCUUCUAAUGUAAACCAAUCAAAGCUUCUUGUACGAGUUGCCAAUUAACAGCCAGGAUGUGGCUCAUAGCUCCAUUUCCCCCCGGAGCUCCUCCAAUCAGCUUUUAGGUUUGGGCUUGGUGGUCCAGUGGUCUCUCACUUGUGUUCCUGCCAGCGACCCCUGGAGGGCGCUGGGGGUCAGCCUGUCGCUAAUCAGGACAUAACAAUGCUUGCCAGUGUAUGGGAGUUUUGAGUUUUUUUUGUAAAUAUGAUUUCAGUGUGCUUGUAAAGUUUUAUCUUUUUUUUUUAAUGUCAUUUUUUUUCUAUCAGGAAAUCCUUUUGUUUAAAAAACGGGGAGUUACCUUGUACUAUAAGAAAAUAAUUGUAAAAUCUGA